UCAUUAUCAUAUGUUCGCGAGAUUUGCUUGGCGCGCCGUGAACCCAUGUGUGUCUGCCUGUUCCUAGUUCAGUAAACAACACACAGACUAUUAGCUGCAGCAAGAGGAGAGGGAGAUCAUUUUAUCUUUUUAAAAAUCUUAUUUCCAGUUUAAUUUUUCCUUAUUUUCUCGCCUGCAACCGGCUGUAGGGCUGAUGGUAUUCUUUUCAUUUUAUUGUUUUACUUUGGGUUAAAAGAGGGAGAGAGGAGGGAAAAAUGUGGAUUCAAGUGCGGACUAUCGACGGCAAGCAAACCCGCUGCAUAGACGAUUUAUCCAGACUGACCAAAAUUGAAUCGUUGAGGUUAAAGAUCCAAGAAAGCUUCAACGUGAACCCGGAGUGUCAACGUCUGUUUUACAGAGGCAAGCAGUUAGAGGAUGGCCAUAGUCUUUUUGAUUACAACGUGGGACUGAAUGAUAUCAUCCAACUUCUGAUCCGUCAACCUGCUUCCUCCACUGUGAAGAAAAAGGAAAAUGAGGUUGAGCUCUCAGAUAGUGACUCGGGAUGUAGCUCGUCACAGAGUGAGUGUGACAAAACCUCUUCCAGUGCAGAAAAUAGCAAGAAAAAUCGUCCUGGCACAUCAACUCGAUCGUUUCUCAUUGAUCCGGGUUUUGGAUUAUAUAAGAUAAACGAAUUGGUGGAUGCCCGUGAUUUGGUCAUUGGAGCCUGGUUUGAAGCUCACAUUGUAAAUAUUACACGGAGCACAAAGGGACAGAAAAAUGACUUGGGAGAUGCCAAUGGAAAUGAAAGGACAGGAGCAUGUGCUCAAUAUGUUAAAGAUCCCUCGGACCAAGAUCAGUCACAGCACUGUAGUGGGAUCACUUCACGUAAUUUGGACUGUGUACCAUCUACGUCUAAUGUGGAUUCUUCAGACGAUGAUAUUGUGUAUCAUAUCAAAUAUGAUGAUUAUCCAGAAAAUGGAAUAGUGGGAAUGUGUGCGGACAAUGUUCGGCCAAGAGCAAGGACUAUUUUGAAAUGGGAUGAGCUUCGAAUAGGACAAAUUGUGAUGGUAAAUUACAAUUUAGAAUUACCAGAGGAACGUGGUUUCUGGUUUGAUGCAGAAGUUACCGCUCUGAAGGAGACAUCAAGGACAAAUAAAGAAAUCUUUGUUAAAAUUCUUUUGGGCGGCCCAUUAGAUGUAAUAGGUGAUUGCAAAGUAGCAUUUUUGGAUGAAGUAUACAAGAUUGAAGAACCUGGAGCUGAGCCAAUUACACUAGCCGAUGGCCAGUUUAAAAGGAAGAGUGGUCCUGAAUGUAAAUACUGUAAGGCAGAUCCUGAGAAAGAAUGCAGAUUCUGUGCCUGUCGAUUAUGUGGUGGGAAGCAGGAUCCAGAUAUGCAGCUGUUGUGUGACGAGUGUAACAUGGCAUAUCACACGUACUGCUUAAACCCACCCCUCAGCCAGAUACCAGAAGACGAAGACUGGUAUUGCCCCUCCUGUAAAAAUGAUACGAGUGAAGUUGUGCGAGCAGGAGAAAAACUGAAAGAAAGUAAAAAGAAGGCCAAGAUGCCCUCUGCCAGCACUGCAAGUCAGAGAGACUGGGGCAAGGGCAUGGCCUGUGUUGGUCGCACGAAGGAAUGCACAAUAGUUCCUUCUAACCAUUAUGGUCCCAUACCUGGAACUCCUGUUGGCACAAUGUGGAAGUUCAGAGUUCAGGUGAGUGAAGCAGGUGUUCACAGGCCACAUGUCGGAGGGAUUCACGGACGGAGCAACGAUGGAGCCUACUCUCUGGUGCUCGCUGGAGGCUUUGAGGACGAAGUGGAUCGAGGCAAUGAAUUUACAUACACUGGGAGUGGUGGGCGAGACCUUUCUGGAAACAAGAGAAUUGGGGAACAAUCAUAUGAUCAGACUCUCACCAACAUGAACAGGGCAUUGGCUCUUAAUUGUGACGCUGUGCUGAAUGAUGAGAUUGGAGCAGAAGCCAAAGACUGGAAGGCUGGGAAAUCAGUCCGAGUGGUCCGCAGUUCAAAAGGACGGAAAGUCAGCAAAUAUGCACCAGAGGAAGGCAACAGAUAUGAUGGGAUUUACAAGGUGGUAAAAUACUGGCCUGAAAUUGGGAAGUCUGGUUUCCUGGUCUGGCGCUAUCUCUUGAGACGUGAUGAUGUAGAACCUGCUCCAUGGACCCCAGAAGGAAAGGAUAGGACAAAGAAACUGGGCUUGAAAAUACAGUAUCCUGAAGGGUACCUGGAAGCCAUGGCAAAUAAGGAAAAAAAAGGCAAAAAACAGGAAGCAAACUUGAUGGUGAACAAUUGUGGUAGAACGUCUAAGAAGAGACAGCAAAAAACUGCUGCUUCUGCCUCUGCUACUGUGACUGCACCACCAGCAAAGACUCUAAAGCUUGCCCAGGACGAUGCUGAAGGAGAAACCUACCAGCUGACUCCACAUCAGCAGUGGCUGAUCGGAGAGGACUACUUAAACAAGAAACUUUGGGAUGAGGCACUUGCCUCUAUCAUGGAAGGACCGAAAUUCUUAAGAAAAACCGAACAAAUCUUCAUGUGCAUUUGCUGCCAGGAAUUGGUCUUCCAGCCAAUCACAACAGAAUGCCAGCACAAUGUCUGCAAGAGUUGUCUGCAGCGAUCAUUCCGUGCCCAGGUCUACACUUGUCCUGCUUGCCGCCAUGAGCUUGGAAAGGAUUACAACAUGGUUCCCAAUAAGAUUCUUCAGUCCAUUCUGGACCAGUUCUUCCCAGGAUAUAGCAAAGGACGAUGACAUUCAUUUGUGUAACCGGUCUCCCAUCUGCACACAUUUUUACAGGGGGAGGAAUUAAAAAAUAAGUAAAACAAUAAAGGACCAACAGGCCUGGACAGUAAACAAUUUGAGACCAUCAUUCUAGAACCGCUAAUGUUCUCCCCCCCCCCCCCCCCCCCCCACUGUACCAUCUUUCACACUUGGUUAUUACACCGUACAUAAUAAAAUAUAUUGCUCUUUUCCCAUUGGCUGUCUGGUAACAUCAAAGGUAGUUUUCUCCAUAAUGUAGACUAAAAAGCUCAGCAUCAAAAUGUAAAAUGGUCUGAAGCUAGAAUUACAUUUUCUUUAAACUACCUCAAGACAGUGGAAAGGAAAUUAUGGGGAGUUUUCAGUCAAAAAAAAGCCCAGCUACGCACUGCCUCUUCAAAUCAAUAUUAUCUGUGCCUGGUCCAUAUUGCUUGGUUUUUGAAAUGUAAUAGCACUGAAAAUUAUAACUGAUUUUAAAGUAAUUCUGUGGUGAGUAUAUCUCUCUUUACCUUGAUUUUAUAUUGUUGCUAUUUUGAAAAAAAAUAUAAAAAUUAGAAAAACAGCAAGUUAAUGGGCUUUUGUGAGGUUAAGUGUGCAUUCUUAUAUUUUGAAUGGUUUGACUACUAAUGGCUUUUAAGGAUAAUUAUGUACCAUUGUACCUACAUUAGUGUUCAGUGAUAUCUGUAUUAUUUGCAUUUCAAUAUGCAAAGAAAACAAGCACUUCUAGCCAAACAGAUUACAUCAUGUAAAGAAAUACAUUUGUUAUUAUUGAAUAUGCCACUUUUGGUAUUUUAGUCACACAUUAUAUAUAUAUUAUAACUAGAUUAUUUGUAUGUGGCAAUUAUGUCUGUAUCAGUGUUUAAAACAAUUCUAGCUGGGGGUGGGGUAGAAAACACUUCAUAUUGUGAUUUUGAGAUUUGAUAUAUAUUCCUUGACCAGUACUUACCAAUAAACAUGUUAACAUUUGAAAUGUUUUUAAAUGAUUUGGCUCAAGUUAUUGGGUGUCUACAAUCUUUUAU
Pristis pectinata (smalltooth sawfish) is the source of this 3769-nucleotide messenger RNA. RefSeq names its product E3 ubiquitin-protein ligase UHRF1-like. Gene Ontology annotation, biological process: protein ubiquitination; negative regulation of gene expression via chromosomal CpG island methylation. Lineage: Eukaryota; Metazoa; Chordata; Chondrichthyes; Rhinopristiformes; Pristidae. The transcript is spliced from 16 exons. Bases 255 to 2744 code for a protein of 829 amino acids. The record is from RefSeq and is a predicted model, not a curated record. Gene Ontology annotation, molecular function: ubiquitin protein ligase activity; protein binding.